UUCAGACGGUAAACUGGGCAAGGACAGAAUUAAAUACUAGAAUCGGGCCAAUCUGACGCCUCGAAAAUCCCCUUGGCCUCUCACCAAUGCCUAAGCAAAAGAGAUAUUCGACGACAGGGGGCCUUCGACGCGAGGAUUCUGACGAUGAACUUGGAUAUGAAGAUCACCCCUGGCAAUGGAUCUAUGAGGAUGACGGCCACAUCGGCUCCCAAGAGGAUGAUUCUACGCCGUCGAAGAAACGGAAAGCGAAUGCCUUCAACUCAAAGAAAUCCCUCAUAGUGGGUGCGCACAUGGGCGCUUUCUCCGUGCGGAUAGGGGACACGGUGCUGCUGAAAUCUCCCGAGCAAGGCAAAGAUUGGGUGGGACUCGCGUGCUCAUUCUCCGACACGAACGAAGACGGAGAAGACGAAAUGUGUGUCUGCAUCCAGUGGUUCUGCACCCCGGAGGAGCUGAUGUUCGGCAAGCGCUCCAAAAUCCCGAGCGACGUGCUGCCCAACGAAUCCUACAUCACCACAGACUUCAACAUGAACCCAUUGACCGCGAUAAACGGAAAGGCAACGGUGUUGUCAAGAGAGGCCUUCUUUCAGAGGUAUCCUGGCGGGGAACCCCCGAAAUCGAAGGCGGCCGCCAAUCGAUAUGCGAAGACGAUUCUGUGCCGACGAGGGGUAAAGCAGAGAACAGUACGGUUCACCGAGGACUUUGCGUGGGAAAAGAUCUAUAGCGGUCCCGAAGAUCUCCUGGACUUGAUUGACUGGAUCAAAGAGCAGACAAAGGGUCGCAAGAAACAGACUCUGAAAACCGAGGAUGUGGAUUAUGUCCAGCAGAAAGAGAAUAUCGAUGAUGAACCCCGAACGCCUCACAAAAGGAGGAAGACGACCGCCACAAUUUCCACUCCCAAGUCUUCGGCAAAGGCCUCCAAGUACAGCACGCCGACUCACAAACGCAUCAUGAUCAAGAAGCCCAUUGAGAUCACACCCCUGGGGACUCGAGUCCUCUCCCCUUCUCAGUAUAUGUCCACACCCUAUUCGCAUGCACGUGCAACUCUUCAUGUCUCGGCCGUCCCAACGUCUCUCCCUUGUCGCUCCAACGAAUUUCACACCGUCUAUUCUCAUCUCUAUUCAGCCAUUGUGGAUGGCUCUGGGGCAUGCAUCUACAUCUCGGGAACACCUGGUACGGGCAAGACGGCCACGGUACGGGAAGUGGUCGCAUCACUCCACGAGGCGGUCCUAAACGAAGAACUCGAUGACUUCAACUUUGUCGAAAUCAACGGCAUGAAGGUCACAGAGCCACAUCAAUCAUACUCGCUCCUGUGGGAGGCACUUAAAGGCGACCGAGUGAGUCCGCAUCAUGCGUUGAGCCUUCUGGAGCAAGAAUUCUCGCACCCCUCGCCGCGCCGUAUACCGUGCGUCGUGUUGAUGGACGAGCUGGAUCAGCUGGUGACGAAGAAUCAAAGCGUUAUGUACAACUUCUUCAACUGGCCGGCCAUGCGACAUUCUCGACUCAUCGUUCUGGCGGUCGCCAACACCAUGGACCUGCCCGAGCGGACGUUGUCAAACAAGAUUAGCUCGAGACUAGGACUGACCAGGAUCACGUUCCCAGGCUACACCCACACACAACUGAUGGAGAUCAUAUCCUCGAGGUUGGAAGGUGUCCCGGGCAACAUCGUCGACAAGGAUGCCGUACAAUUCGCCAGCCGGAAAGUCGCAGCCGUCUCCGGCGAUGCCAGGCGGGCGCUCGAUAUCUGCCGCCGUGCGGUGGAAAUUGCGGAGCAAUCUCAGGAAAAACAGAGUGCGGCGUCUGCCGACGUCAACGACGAGGACGAGGACAUCACAGCAACCACCCCGAGUCGCAGAAGCAAGAACAUCUCCAAGGACAAGGUCGGUGGACCGGGACAGGAAGAAGGACCUCCGAAGCGAUUGGCACGGGUGACGAUCGCGACGAUCAAACAGGCGAUCAACGAAGCCACGUCGUCUCCGGUCGCCCAGCACCUCCGCUCUCUCCCACUAGCCUCGAAACUUGUUCUCGCGGCGAUAUCUGCACGCAGUCGUCGCACAGGCGUGGCCGAGUCCACGAUGGGAGACAUUGCCGUCGAAGCAAAGCGCAUCGUGGACGUCGCGGACAACAGCGCAAUCCACGACUUCCUGCUUGCGGAAGACGCAUCGCGAAAGAUCGCGUCCACGUCCGUCAUGCCCCGGAUCCUGGCGUUGGGAGGGGCGGCCAUGGCGCUCGUGGAGGCCGGUGUCAUCGCCAUGGAGUUGAGGGGGAAAGGUGAGCGGGCAGGAAAAGUCAGGCUGCGAGUAGGCGAGGAGGAAGUCAAAAGCGCCUUGAUGGGCGACCCCGAAGUCAAGGGGCUGGGGUUUUGAAUACUUUGAUAUUCAGUCCAUGAACUGUG
Cladophialophora immunda is the source of this 2392-nucleotide messenger RNA. RefSeq lists its product as uncharacterized. NCBI's taxonomy places the organism in Eukaryota, Fungi, Ascomycota, Eurotiomycetes, Chaetothyriales, Herpotrichiellaceae. The transcript has a single exon. Bases 87 to 2363 code for a protein of 758 amino acids. Gene Ontology annotation, biological process: mitotic DNA replication checkpoint signaling; DNA replication initiation. Gene Ontology annotation, cellular component: nuclear origin of replication recognition complex. The record is from RefSeq and is a predicted model, not a curated record. Gene Ontology annotation, molecular function: DNA replication origin binding; ATP hydrolysis activity; ATP binding.